UUGCCGUGUGACGUGGCACCCGGAAACCGGAAGUGCUGUUUGUGUUUUGGUUCUAAGGGGGAAGUUGCGAGAAGAAAGGAAGGAGGAGACGUGACGGGGUUGUUGAAAUUAUUUUCUUGGCUGCCCUGCCACCUCAUCCUUGUGUCCCCGGUUGGGUUUGUAAACAGCAGAAAGGUCUCCACGUCGGCUGGUUCUCAGCAAAGGUCCAGAUAGUGAAGUUUGGCAAAAAAAGGAAACCAGCGGAUCUGAUUAGGUCAUGGCCAGUCGAGGAGGAGCUACGAGACCCAAUGGACCCAACGCCGGGAACAAGAUCUGUCAGUUCAAGCUGGUUCUGCUGGGGGAGUCGGCCGUGGGGAAGUCCAGCCUAGUGCUUCGCUUUGUCAAGGGUCAGUUCCACGAAUUCCAGGAGAGCACAAUAGGAGCGGCCUUCCUCACCCAGACGGUGUGUCUGGACGACACAACGGUCAAGUUUGAAAUCUGGGACACGGCCGGUCAGGAGCGCUACCACAGUUUGGCCCCCAUGUACUACAGAGGAGCUCAGGCCGCCAUCGUGGUCUACGACAUCACAAACGAGGAGUCCUUUGUGCGAGCGAAGAACUGGGUGAAGGAGCUCCAGAGACAAGCCAGCCCCAACAUCGUCAUCGCCCUGUCGGGCAACAAGGCCGACCUGGCCAGCAAGAGAGCCGUGGACUUCCAGGAUGCCCAGUCCUAUGCGGACGACAACAGCCUACUCUUCAUGGAGACAUCAGCCAAGACCUCUAUGAACGUGAACGAGAUAUUUAUGGCUAUUG
Menidia menidia (Atlantic silverside) is the source of this 791-nucleotide messenger RNA. NCBI's taxonomy places the organism in Eukaryota, Metazoa, Chordata, Actinopteri, Atheriniformes, Atherinopsidae. The record is from the annotation of a GenBank genome assembly.